This is a messenger RNA of Armigeres subalbatus, 1641 nucleotides long. RefSeq lists its product as uncharacterized. Lineage: Eukaryota; Metazoa; Arthropoda; Insecta; Diptera; Culicidae. Gene Ontology annotation, biological process: DNA integration. Gene Ontology annotation, molecular function: nucleic acid binding. Bases 244 to 1260 code for a protein of 338 amino acids. The record is from RefSeq and is a predicted model, not a curated record. The transcript is spliced from 3 exons.
UUGAGAAACUCUUCUCAUGCCUCAUAUGAGGCCAAAUUUCCGGUGAUUUUACCAAAAACCCACUACUACACCGAAUUACUCGUUUUAUGGUAUCACCAACGGUUUGCGCACGGCAAUAGUCAAACUGUACUCAACGAAGUUCGCCAAAAGUACCAUAUCCCAAGUCUCCGAGUCAUCGUUCGAAAAAUUGCAAAACGAUGUUCGUGGUGUGCCGUUUACAAGGCUAGCCCAAGAUUUCCUAAGAUGGCACCUUUACCUGAGGCUCGCAUAACCCCCUAUGUUCGUGCAUUUACGUUCAUAGGUAUCGAUUACUGCGGACCCUUCUUGCUGCGUGUUCGAAGGUAUGAAGUGAAAAAGUGGGUAAUGUUAGUCACAUGUCUCACUAUCCGAGCCGUGCACCUAGAGGUAGUAGGAAGUCUAUCCACUGAAGCAUGUAAAAUGGCUAUACGGAGGUUCAUAGCGAGAAGAGGAGCACCGCAGGAAAUAUAUAGCGACCAGGGGACCAACUUCAUCGGAGCAAGCAGAGAGCUGAAAGAAGAGAUAGCGAGCAUCAACAAGGAUUUAUCCGGAACAUUCACUAAUGCCGAUACACAAUGGCGCUUCAACCCACCAGCUACGCCUCACAUGGGAGGGGCCUGGGAGCGCCUUGUGAGGUCGGUGAAGGCUGGAUUGAAAACUAUUUCAUCGGAAAGAAGACCAGACGAAGAAACCUUCUAUACCUAUUUAACGGAAGUGGAGUCCAUUAUCAAUUCCCGCCCGUUAACACAUGUACCACUGGAAUGCGAAGCUGAUGAGGCCAUUACACCUAACCACUUCUUGUUAUUAAGUUCCAGCGGCGUAGUACAGCCAGCACAGAUGUUAUUGGACGAGCGCAAAGCAUUAAGGACCAAUUGGAACCAUAUUAGACAUCUGUUGGAUCUAUUUUGGUCCAAAUGGAUUAAGGAGUAUCUGCCUCUAGUUAAUUGUAGGUCCAAGUGGUUGUCGGAAUCUAAGCCACUGCAAGUUGGCGAUUUAGUGAUGCUAGUGGACGCUGGUUUACGAAACAACUGGAAGCGUGGCAGGAUUGUGAAGGUAUACGGAGGAAAGGAUGGAACAAUACGGCGAGCAGAUGUUCAGACUACCAACGGGACGAUGCAGAGAUCAGUAACAGGCUUAGUCGUGCUUGAGGUGAUGAAGCACAGUAUGGCUGAUCAGGGUGGUCAGCAAUACGGGUCGGGGAAUGUUGAAGAUCGGAAUCACCUUGGCAACACUGAUACCUAGCCAGGCUGAGCUCAACAUCACCACCAGGGUAGAAGCGUCAAGAUGACGGUUGACAAUUGACAUUGACAUGCGUGACACAGAAAUAGACUUAAGGGAAAUGAGACGAAAACAAUAAUAAAUUAUAAAAAAGAACAUUGGAUUAGUAAGACACGUGAAGAAUAAAAUUAAAUACAGUGAAUUAUUUGGAUUACACAAUUUAUUAAAUAACACAAUCAUACGUUGACACAUACGACGAUUGUUAGUGUAACGAAACAUUACCAGAUUGACACGGACAAGUUUAUAAAUAAAAGGACUUAGAAUUCUUAAAGCAUACUCCAGCACAUAAACCGAGUUGCUAGAUAGAGCGUCCGAAAGCCCGUGUCGAUAACUGGCCACAACAAU